Theobroma umbraticum is the source of this 1459-nucleotide messenger RNA. RefSeq names its product transcription factor RAX3-like. Lineage: Eukaryota; Viridiplantae; Streptophyta; Magnoliopsida; Malvales; Malvaceae. The record is from RefSeq and is a predicted model, not a curated record.
UUUCUCAUUCCCCUUUUUGAAUCCAGGGGGAGACGGUUCCAUGUCUGUCUUCCUCUAGCCAUUAUAGUCUCCCUCUCUUUUUUUUUUUUUUUCCUUUUUGUGCGUGUGUGUGUAUAUAUAACAAUAUUACCACACUUUCAUUGUUGUCAAGUGAAAGGAAACUAGAGCGCAGCUAACUUUCAACUCUCUCAACUUAAGCAAACAAACUCGCGCACAAAAAAACAUGGGGAGAGCUCCUUGCUGUGAUAAAGCUAACGUGAAGAAAGGCCCAUGGUCGCCGGAGGAAGAUGCCAAGCUUAAGGCUUAUAUAGAGGCAAACGGCACUGGUGGCAACUGGAUUGCCUUGCCUCAGAAGAUAGGGCUUAAGAGAUGUGGCAAGAGCUGUCGUCUUAGAUGGUUGAAUUAUCUCCGACCCAACAUUAAGCAUGGAGGGUUCUCAGAAGAAGAGGAUAAUAUAAUCUGCAGCCUUUUUAUAAGCAUUGGAAGCAGAUGGUCUAUAAUUGCAGCACAACUGCCUGGGAGAACUGACAAUGAUAUUAAGAACUAUUGGAACACAAGGCUUAAAAAGAAGCUCCUGGGCAAACAGCGAAAAGAGCAACAAGCUCGGAGAGCUGCUAGCUGCCUCACCCUUAAGCAAGAGAUGAAGAGGGAGAAUGAGAAUUAUAUGAUUCCUGGAAUGGUGAGCCAAGCUCCAUACUGGCCACAGUUACCAGCAGUCAUGCCUCUAACAAGCACAAACCAAGAUCCUCAGCUCAAGGACAAAGAAUCCAUCAGGAAUUUGCUUGUCAAACUAGGAGGAAGGUUCUCCGAUGAUUAUCCACAAUCAAGCACCUCCACCAAUCCCAUGAAUCUUCGAUACCCUCUGGAUGUUUCCUUUGCUCAAGAUCAGCUAUAUGAGAACUCCAUGAACAUGAUUUCAUCUCCAUCUUCAAUUAGUCCCAUAAACAGUACUUGUACUUCUGAAGUGAUCAACAUUACCCACUUUAAUGUCAACGAGGCUGCUGCUGGUCCUAACAAUAUGUUUCAAGGGCUUGACGGUUUCCCAGCUGAGCUAAGUGAGCUGAUCUACAGCUUGGAGGGUUUCUAUGGAACCGAUAACAUGGUCGAUGGAAGCAGUACUGGGACUAGUUCCGUAGAAAGUAGCAGCUGGGGAGAUAUAAAUUCACUAGGCUAUCCCCAAAUUGUCUCUGGAUUUGAAGCUUGCCAACAAAGCAUGCCUCAAGUUUCUACCUUCGAUGAGUCAAGCUACUUCGGGCCACAAUAACAGCGCUGUACAUGGGUGGUGUAAAUUUGUACCAAUUAGGGAAUUAAUUUGGGUGUCAGAGAAUUUCAGAAAAUCUCCUAAUGAAUUCAUGCAGAGAUUGUUUUGUUUUGUAAUUCGACUUUUACAAUUGCCAUUUCCGGUUUUUUCUUUCCUUCUCAAAAGUUUAUUAAUCAAGCCACUUUGAUUCAUCUAUGU